AUGAUACCGGAGCUUAUGUGGUAUAAGGGCACUUUCAAUUUUCUGAACCCACGGCCUAUUGCCAAGCCGAAGGUUAUAUUUAAGAACCACUUUAACCAACUCCGUUAUCAACAGAACCUGUUCAUCUUUACGGCAGUACUUGGUGCAGCUUCAGCCCUUCCUUCCUACAUAGCGGUACCAUCAGAUCAGAUAGCCUUUCUGGAUCUGACCGCUCUCCGCGCUCGUCGGGUGCCAAGACAGACUCUGGAACCACCUUCGCUUCCACAAGCUGCUUACCAAGAUGAUUACCAGCCUGUACCGUUGGAACAGUAUAACCAACCAAGCGUAGCUCUCGCACCUCCCCCACCACCACAAGCCCCAAGAAUACAGCAGCAAGAGAAUAGAGCUGAACCUUUAGUACAGUAUGCAGAAAGACCUGCAGAUUUCGGAGAAUAUGUUGACUUUGGGGCUCAAACUGGAGAUAACGGAGCCUUUGGAUGGUAUGCGGACUAUCCACUCAACAACCAAGAAUCGUAUAAACAUUAG
Molecule: messenger RNA, 525 nt
Organism: Pieris macdunnoughi
Lineage: Eukaryota; Metazoa; Arthropoda; Insecta; Lepidoptera; Pieridae
Source: the annotation of a GenBank genome assembly